CCGCGUUUCCGGGCGGCGGGGUUUCCGGUGCCGGCUGAGGCGAUGGCGGCAGGCGGCAGCGACCCGCGGACGGCGGACGUGGAAGAGGACGCUUCGCAGCUCGUCUUCCCCAAAGAAUUUGAAACUGCGGAAACUCUUCUAAAUUCAGAAGUACAUAUGCUUCUUGAGCAUCGCAAGCAACAGAACGAGAGUGCAGAAGAUGAGCAGGAGCUUUCAGAAGUCUUCAUGAAAACCUUGAACUACACAGCGCGCUUCAGCCGCUUCAAAAACCGUGAAACCAUUGCCAGUGUCCGUAGUUUGCUGCUCCAGAAAAAGCUCCAUAAAUUUGAACUGGCAUGUUUGGCUAACUUGUGUCCUGAGACAGCUGAGGAAGCGAAAGCUUUGAUUCCUAGCCUGGAGGGCCGAUUUGAAGAUGAGGAAUUACAGCAGAUUCUUGAUGACAUUCAGACUAAACGCAGCUUCCAGUAUUAAGGUUAAUCCUGAACCCCUUUAUCUGAACAGAAAAAAAUGGGAACUUUGGCUGUUUCUCAGCCCUCUGGACCAAUCCAGCUCCCAGCUGAGUAAGGGGAGUUGUGGAUACAGGGUACUCCAGUGCUGUGUCAUCCACAGGUGCAUUCAGACUGGAGAUCAGUUUAGUCCUUUUGGUUUGUUCCACAUGUAUGUUGGUAAGGACGCCUGUUUUGUGAGGGAGCCAAAGAACCUGAAAAGCCUUUUCCCAGUGGCUCAAGUAUUUGUUUCUUCCAGAUCCCUCUCCCCGAUUUGGAAAUUUUCAACAUGUUUCUGUUUUUCAGCAGAAAUGUAGAUGUGACCUUUUUUUUUGUGAACUUCUAAAAGAGAUGGAGAAACUUGUUCUUGACUCUCAGAAGGCUUAUUGAUGAGCGGCAUCAAUUUCUGUGGUGGUUUUUUUUUUAUUGUGUGAUCAGGACUGGAUUUUUACAGCUUCAAUAAUUUUCUAUUAUUGUUUAGUGUAAAUUAAAAGAUAUUUCUAAUUAAUGUGUGUUGUAUAAACAUUAGGUUCAUAUUAUGAUUUUAUUGGACCUUUUUGAUAAACAGAUCCUGUGAUUAUUAACCUGUGUUGGAGAUCUGGGGACUCCAAGUGCAUAAUAACGCAAGUACAAUUUAGGACAGGUCAGACAGAGGCGUUAUUAACUAUGAUCAUAGUGAGAGAACAUUUGGGCAGCAUCUCCCUCUCUGCUCCCCUGUCCUCUGCCAAGUGGUCGCAGAGACCUAACCUAUAUAUUGUUUCAGAAAAGAAAAAGGUGAGGAAAAGCAGUCAUUUUGAUAUUAACAAAGCCAGGUAUCCAUCCUGGGAGGGAUGGGCUCGUUAAUUGGCUUGCUAACUGCCGCAAUUCUAAGGAGGAAUCAAAGAGUCAAUCAGGUGACACUCUGGAGGGGGAUGGCUCUUGGUGGAGCCUCUGCACACACAGUAUUAUCUUAGCUCAGAAGUGGGGAGUUGGCAACUGUCACAGACUGUUAGCUUUCAGUUGAAAGGAAUGUUGUUUAAGUUAGGAUAAACUUCUUAGCCAGCCCUCUCAAAUCUUAAAUAUUAAUAAUUUUACCACUACACUUUGAA
Grus americana (Whooping crane) is the source of this 1573-nucleotide messenger RNA. It is a transcript of the gene POLR2D, whose product is annotated as RNA polymerase II subunit D. Gene Ontology annotation, cellular component: RNA polymerase II, core complex; P-body. The transcript has 4 exons. The record is from RefSeq and is a predicted model, not a curated record. Gene Ontology annotation, molecular function: translation initiation factor binding; nucleotide binding. Bases 43 to 471 code for a protein of 142 amino acids. NCBI's taxonomy places the organism in Eukaryota, Metazoa, Chordata, Aves, Gruiformes, Gruidae. Gene Ontology annotation, biological process: transcription initiation at RNA polymerase II promoter; nuclear-transcribed mRNA catabolic process, deadenylation-dependent decay; mRNA export from nucleus in response to heat stress.